AAAUGAAGUUUCACAUCGAAGUACCUUUACAAGUUUCAAAGGAAGAAUUUUGGAAGUUUCGUAGUCACCCAGACUUUCUAAGGCUUCAAGUAAAAAAAGGCCAUCUGGAUAGGUUGGAAACAGUGGACGAAGGUACUUUAGAAGAUGGUACUUGCUUUCGAAAGAUGCACAUAUUUCCCAAAUUGGAAGUUUUCGAAGGUUUCAAGUCGUUGAAACACUAUGUGGAGGAACACUUUACUGGAUUGGAAGACUACCAGUGGUGGAAGGAAGACGGUAGUUGUACUCAGUUUUUCUGCACGAAACCGUUAGGGCUACUUGCAGACAAAGUCACCACAGAAGGAAGAAUGGACUUGAUAGAGACAGGCACUGAAAAGUGUACAUAUGUAUUACAAGGCAGUGUACAAGUGCACUUGGUGGGUAUCGGUCACUUGGCAGAACCCAUUAUUAUACGUAAUAUGAAACACUUCUAUCAAGGCAAAUUUUGUGAGCUAGCAAACGAGUUUUUCACAAAAAGGAAUGCUGUAUCAGUUCAUCAACAACAGUUACAGUUGUUUAUGACCAAAGGGCCUUCGAAGUCACGUCUGGGUAAUAUUUUUCGACGCAAGUCCACUUCAAGUACCAAAAUGGAUAGUGAUCUUUUACCGAAUACAACAGCCUUAAGCGAUAAGGAAGAAGAAGAAGAAGAAAUAGGGGAAGAAGGCAGACAUUCUCAAGAAGAUGAAAUAAAAGUUUUUGCUUAAACUUUGGAUAUCGUUUUUGGUAGAAAAUGUUGCGUCCAUCGGACAAAAGAAAUUUUAGUCUCUUUUG
Messenger RNA from Galdieria sulphuraria, 807 nucleotides. RefSeq lists its product as uncharacterized. NCBI's taxonomy places the organism in Eukaryota, Rhodophyta, Bangiophyceae, Galdieriales, Galdieriaceae. Bases 3 to 740 code for a protein of 245 amino acids. The transcript has a single exon. The record is from RefSeq and is a predicted model, not a curated record.